AUGACACUGCGCACGAGCAAUCAAUUGUUCGACGCUUACUUCACGGCGGACAGCAUGGCCGAGGUGUUCUGCGACCAGGGACGCUUGCAGGGUAUGUUGGAUUUUGAAGCCGGGUUGGCCCGGGCCCAGGCCCAGGUCGGCUUGAUUCCCCAGGCGGCUGUCGCACCCAUCGCCCAGGCAUGCCUGGCGUCGCUGUACGACGUGGAUGCCCUGGGCGUGGCGAUUGCCACGGCGGGGAAUUCGGCGAUUCCGCUGGUGAAGGCGCUGGGCAAGUUGAUUGCCAGUGAAGAUGCCGGGGCCGAGCGCUACGUGCAUCUGGGCGCGACCAGCCAGGAUGUGAUGGACACCGGCCUGGUGCUGCAACUGCGGCGAGCGGUUGCAUUGAUCGAAACGGACCUGGCACGCCUGGGCGAUAUUCUUGCCAGCCAGGCCCAGCGUUAUGCCGGUGUGCCCUUGGCGGGGCGGACCUGGCUGCAGCAUGCGACGCCGGUCACCCUGGGGAUGAAAAUCGCCGGUUGGCUGGGGCCGUGACCCGCAGUCGCCAGCGCCUGGCAGAGCUGAAGCCGCGCCUGCUGGUGCUGCAAUUCGGCGGUGCGUCCGGCACCCUGGCAGCGCUUGGCGAGCAGGCAAUGCCCGUGGCCCAGGCGCUGGCAGCGGAGUUGCAACUGAGCCUGCCCGAGCAACCCUGGCACACCCAGCGCGAUCGCCUGGUCGAACUCGCCAGCGUGCUCGGUUUGAUCGCCGGCAGCCUGGGUAAAUUGGGCCGCGAUAUCAGCCUGUUGAUGCAGACCGAAGCGGCGGAAGUUUUCGAACCUUCGGCGCCGGGCAAGGGCGGUUCUUCCACCAUGCCGCACAAACGCAACCCGGUGGGCGCAGCCGUGCUGAUCAGCACAGCCACCCGUGUGCCGGGCCUGGUGGCGACGAUGUUCAGCGCCAUGCCCCAGGAACACGAGCGCAGCCUGGGCCUGUGGCAUGCCGAAUGGGAAACCUUGCCGGAGAUCUGCCGCCUGGUGUCUGGUGCACUGCAACAGGCUUUGCUGGUCAGCGAAGGCUUGGAAGUCGACCCGCAGCGCAUGGCGCAAAACCUCGACCUGACCCAGGGCCUGGUGUUGGCCGAAGCCGUGAGCAUCGUGCUCGCCCAGCGACUGGGCCGGGAAACGGCACACCACCUGCUGGAGCAAUGCUGCAAGCGUGCUGUCGCCGAGGGGCGGCACUUGCGUGCGGUACUGGCGGAUGAACCGCAGAUCACUGCCGAGCUGUCAGCGGCCGAAUUGGACCGCCUGCUCGACCCGGCCCAUUACCUGGGCCUGGCGCAAACCUGGGUCACCCGCGCUGUAGCCGAA
This is a messenger RNA of Tuber aestivum (summer truffle), 1343 nucleotides long. NCBI's taxonomy places the organism in Eukaryota, Fungi, Ascomycota, Pezizomycetes, Pezizales, Tuberaceae. The record is from the annotation of a GenBank genome assembly.